AUGAACUUUGGUAAUAGUUCUAAAAAUUCGUUUCCCUUUCCCCAGAAAACUCAGCAGCAGCAACGACCACCACCUCAAAUCCCAUUUCAACAGCAAAAUGCUUCGAGAAAUCAAAUUUCAUGGCAGCAACAAUCACAACAACAGCCAAAUCAACAGCAAACAUUCAGGAAUCAAUAUUCUUAUUCGUCGCAAUCUCAACCGAAACAGACGAAAAUAGAUUCAGAAAACUAUGCCAAACAGGAAGCCAAUUACAAUUCUUCGCAAGCACUUUCACGACCUUCUCGCUCUUACACAAGCCAGGAAACGGUGCCCCCCAUUUCUUAUGCAACAAUGAAUACAUAUUUGGGUUCUACAGUUCGCGUUGUUGGAAGAGUGCUGGGGGUUGAAUCAGGAACGGCGAAAUUACAAAUGUGUGAUGGAGGAGAAUUAGUUGUCAAGAUUACGAAUCCGCAAUACUACCAAUGUACAUUUGUAGAAGUCACCGGACGUCUCAACCGCGAUAACACCCUUCAAGAAUAUACAGUAAUCCAAUUUAAUGAUGAAUUUGAUAUGGAAUUUUAUAAUAAAGGACUGGAUAUUUCAAAAAAAUUUCCUGGCAUAUUUCAUGAAUCUGAUACAAAAGAUAUUAAAGGGUUCUAA
Molecule: messenger RNA, 639 nt
Organism: Ambispora leptoticha
Lineage: Eukaryota; Fungi; Glomeromycota; Glomeromycetes; Archaeosporales; Ambisporaceae
Source: the annotation of a GenBank genome assembly